Sorex araneus (European shrew) is the source of this 5992-nucleotide messenger RNA. It is a transcript of the gene DHX57, whose product is annotated as DExH-box helicase 57. The transcript is spliced from 24 exons. Gene Ontology annotation, cellular component: intracellular anatomical structure. The coding region runs from base 140 to 4372 and encodes 1410 amino acids. NCBI's taxonomy places the organism in Eukaryota, Metazoa, Chordata, Mammalia, Eulipotyphla, Soricidae. The record is from RefSeq and is a predicted model, not a curated record. Gene Ontology annotation, molecular function: ATP binding; RNA binding; protein binding.
GGCUGCAGGUGCGGGGGGCGGGCGGGACCCCGCGACCCGGGCGGCCCCUGGCCCGGCACACCCGGAGGAGGCGCCGCGCGCCGGGCCGGAGCCCUGGGCCCACGCGGCCGCGUCGCUGUCCCGGGCCCGGCCGGCAGUCAUGAGUUCCGUGAGAAGGAAAGGCAAGCCCGGCAAGGGCGGGCCCAAGGGGUCUUCCCGAGGCGGGAAAGGAGGCCGGGGCCAGGCCGGCAGGUCCCGCGGCAGCGGCGGCGGCGGCGGCGGCGGCAGCAGGAAGGCCUCCAGCAGGACGUGGGACGACGGUGACGACUUCUGCAUCUUCAGUGACGCCCGGCGCCCCUCCUCCUCAAGGCCCCGCAGCAGCAGCGGAGGCGGCAGCGGGCAGAGGGCGGAGGCGCGGCCCCGGUGGCGCUCGGAAGCCAAAGUGCCUCUGCAGAGGCUGCACAUGACCUCGGAGAACCAGGAGAAGGUGAAGGCGCUGCUCCGAGACCUGCAGGAACAGGAAGCCGACGCGGGCUCCGAGAGAGAUGAGUCGGGGGAGGAGGAAGACAACGACGACGAGCCGGACGGUGACGAGGAGCAGUACUGGGCGGCCGGCCGAGAGGCGUCCCUGGUCCCCGACUACGACCCUUCCGAAUACGCCGGCUCGGGGGCUGCGGAGCCCCCCGCGUGCCCCGUCUCCACCAUCGCCGUGCAGAAACUGUCCAGGUACGGCUUCCACACUGACCGCUGCCUGCUGGCCCUGGGGGCCUGUGACGGAGACGUGGGCGCGGCGCUGGAGCUGCUGCUUGCCCAGUGCUUCGCCGAGGCCUUCGGGGACAGGACGGCCCCGCCCGCGGCGGCCGCCCGCGCCAGCCUGGACGAGUGUGUGGAGCAGCGGCGGGAGGAGGCCUUGGCCCUCAGGUCCAUCUGCGGGGACAGGUUCACCGAGAGGAUCCAGAACCGAGUUUGGACCGUGGGGCUGGACCUGGAGUACCUGACCAGCAGGUUCUGCAAGGCCACGCCGGGGGCCGGCACCGGGCCCGCGCGGGGGCCUCCCCAGGGGGGGAAGGAUGGUGCUGGGCCCGCGUGGGGGCCGCCCCAGGAGGUCUGCAGGUUUUACCUCAAAGGCAGCUGUAAAUUCGGACCCAAGUGCAAGUUCCGGCACGAGGCGCCCCCGGGUCAGCUAGUGGGCCGGGCAGACAGGCCCGCUGACCGUGCUCCCCUCCCUGCCCCGCGAGACGCGUCUUUUUUGUACGAACUGGAAGUCCGGUUCCCUCGGGACCACCGCUACCCCCACCAGGCGCCCCUCGUGGCGUUCUACUCCACCAACGAGAACCUACCUCUGGCUUGUCGCUUGCACAUCUCCGAGCUCCUCUACGGCAAGGCCCUGGCGCUGGCGGAGAGCGCGGAGCCCGCCGUGUACUCGCUGCUCACCCUCCUGGAGGAGGAAGCCGCCGUGGCCCCCCUGCUGACCGCCGGGCCCCACAAGCACAGCGGGGCCCCGGCCGGCGCCCUGCCACGCCCUCUGGGGCCCGCCUGCCGCAGAGGCGCCGUGUCCAGCCGCUCCCCGGUGUCCAGGCAGAUCCCGGAAGCUGAAGAGGAGUCGGAGCUGGAGGAGGAGGAAGAGGAGGAGCAGGAGGACGAAGAGGAGGAGGAGGAGGAGGAGGAGGAGGAGAAAGGGCAGGAGGGGCCCGCCCCCGCGCUGGUGGAGAGUGAGAGCUACGUGAACCUGAAGAAGGUGUCCAGGCGGCACGACUGGUCGGCGCGAUCAGCCCACGCCGAAAACGCGAGGCUCUGCAAGCAGUUCCGGGCCAAGCAGAAUUCCAGGCAGUUCCAGGCGAUUCUGCAAGAACGACAGUCCCUCCCUGCGUGGGGAGAGAGAGAGACCAUCCUCAGACUGCUGGCCAGGCACCAGGUGCUGGUGGUCAGCGGGAUGACCGGGUGCGGGAAGACCACGCAGAUCCCGCAGUUCAUCCUGGACGCCUCUCUGAGCGGGCCGCCCGAGAAGGUGGCCAACAUCAUCUGCACCCAGCCCCGGCGGAUCUCGGCCAUCGCGGUGGCCGAGCGCGUGGCCAAGGAGCGGGCCGAGAGAGUGGGGCUCACCGUGGGCUACCAGAUCCGGCUGGAGAGCGUGCAGUCCCCGGCCACGCGGCUGCUGUACUGCACCACGGGUGUGCUGCUCCGCCGGCUGGAGGGCGACGCGGGCCUGCGCGGGGUCACCCACGUCAUCAUCGACGAGGUCCACGAGCGCACCGAGGAGAGUGACUUCCUGCUGCUGGUCCUGAAGGACAUCGUGCUGCAGCGGCCGGGGCUGCAGGUGAUCCUGAUGAGCGCCACCCUCAACGCCGAGCUCUUCUCGGAGUACUUCAGCUCCUGCCCGGUGGUCACCAUCCCCGGCCGCACGUUUCCCGUGGAUCAGUUCUUUCUGGAGGAUGCCAUCGCCGUGACAAGGUACGUGCUGCAGGACGGGAGCCCCUACGCGCGCUCCGGGAAGCAGCAGGCCAAGGAGCGGCUGCGAGCGCGGCGCCAGCGCACGGCCCUGGAGGAGGUGGAGGAGGACCUGAGGCUGUCCCUGCAGCUCCACGACCAGGACGCCGCCCGAGACGCUGUGCCCGACCAGCAGCUGGACUUCAAGCAGCUGCUGGCUCGCUACAAAGGGGUCAGCAAGUCGGUCAUCAAAACCAUGUCCGUCCUGGACUUCGAGAAGGUCAACCUGGAGCUGAUCGAGGCCCUGCUGGAGUGGAUCGUGAGCGGGAAGCACUCGUACCCCCCGGGCGCUAUUCUCGUCUUCUUGCCGGGCCUGGCCGAGAUCAAGAUGCUGUACGAGCAGCUGCAGGCGAACUCGCUCUUCAACAACCGGCGGAGUGAUCGCUGCGUGGUCCACCCCCUGCACUCGUCCCUGUCGAGCGAGGAGCAGCAGGCCGUGUUCGUCAGGCCCCCGGCGGGCGUCACCAAGAUCAUCAUCUCCACCAACAUCGCCGAGACGUCCGUCACCAUCGACGACGUGGUGUACGUCAUCGACUCGGGGAAGAUGAAGGAGAAGAGGUACGACGCCAGCAAGGGGAUGGAGAGCCUGGAGGACACGUUCGUGUCGCAGGCCAACGCGCUGCAGCGCCGGGGCCGGGCCGGCCGCGUGGCCUCGGGCGUCUGCUUCCACCUGUUCACCAGCCACCACUUCCGGCACCAGCUGCUCCGGCAGCAGCUCCCCGAGAUCCAGCGGGUGCCGCUCGAGCAGCUCUGCCUCAGGAUCAAGAUCCUGGAGAUGUUCAAGGCGCACGACCUGCAGUCCGUCUUCUCCCGCCUCAUCGAGCCGCCGCACCCGGACUCCCUCCGCGCCUCCAAGAUCCGCCUGCGCGACCUGGGCGCCCUGACCCCGGAGGAGGAGCUGACGCCCCUGGGCUACCACCUGGCCUCGCUGCCCGUGGACGUGCGCAUCGGGAAGCUCAUGCUCUUCGGCUCCAUCUUCCGCUGCCUGGACCCCGCGCUCACCAUCGCCGCCAGCCUGGCCUUCAAGUCCCCUUUCGUGUCUCCCUGGGAUAAGAAGGAGGAGGCCAACCAGAGGAAGCUCGAGUUCGCCGUGGCCAACAGCGACUACCUGGCACUGCUGCGGGCGUACCAGGGCUGGCAGCUGAGCUGGAGAGAGGGCGCCCGGGCGAGCUCCAGCUACUGCCGGCAGAACUUCCUGUCGGGGCGGAUCCUCCAGGAGAUGGCCAGCCUCAAGCGGCAGUUCACCGAGCUGCUGUCGGACAUCGGCUUUGUGAAGGAGGGUCUGCGGGCGCGGGACAUCGAGAAGAGGGCGCAGGGCGGGGACGGCGUGGUGGAGGCCACCGGGGACGAGGCGAACUCGAACGCCGAGAACCCCAAGCUGAUAUCGGCCAUGCUGUGUGCUGCCCUCUAUCCCAACGUCGUGCAGGUGAAAAGCCCGGACGGCAAGUUCCAGAAGACCAGCACGGGAGCCGUGAGGAUGCAGCCCAAGUCCGAGGAGUUGAAGUUCGUCACCAAGAACGACGGCUACGUGCACAUCCACCCGUCCUCCGUCAACUACCAGGUCCGGCACUUCGACAGCCCCUACCUGGUGUACCACGAGAAGGUGAAGACGAGCCGCGUGUUCGUGCGGGACUGCUGCAUGGUGUCCGUGUACCCGCUGGUGCUCUUCGGGGGCGGCCAGGUCAGCGUGCAGCUGCACAGGGGCGAGUUCGUGGUCUCCCUGGACGACGGCUGGAUCCGCUUCGCCGCAGCCUCCCGGCAGGUGGCCGAGCUGGUCCGGGAACUGCGCGGCGAGCUGGACCAGCUGCUGCAGGACAAGAUCCGGAGGCCCAGCAUGGACCUGUGCGCCUGCCCCCGAGGCUCCCGCAUCAUCAGCACCAUCGUGAAGCUCGUCACCACGCAGUGAGGCGGGCGCCAGCUCCCGGCACUCUGCCCCGAGCCGCAGACAGGGCCGGGAGGGCGAGGAGAGCGGGGUCUGUCACGAGCCCCGACCAGGAGAAGCCCGCAGGCAGGGCAGAGGACAGGAACCAGGUCCAGGAGCCAGGAAAGGGCCGGAGCCCUAGGCCAGCAGGGAGGGCUCUGGCCUUGCCCACCAGCCAUCCCGCAGGGCCCCCCGCGCCCCCCAGAGCAACCCCGGAACAGGCCGGUCUGUCCUAACAACAAAACAGAAAAAUUAACAUCCUGUGCUGGGCUUUGGUGACCGAGUAAACUUGAUGUCCACUUAAGACCAGCCUGAAACUGUGGACGUGGUGCAGGCCGACAGGGGGGGUGCGGCGUGGACACCCCCACACGCGUGGCUCUCAUUGGGCCUAACCUAAACGGGGUCGGAGCUCAAAGGGCCGAGCCCGGGCUUAACGUGCAGGGCCCAGGGCCCGCUUCCAGGUCCCCAGCACUGCCAGGAGUGACCCUGCAGUCGGGGCGUUUAUCGAGACCUCAGUCCACAGUGCCUGGCCUUAGAGCAGGUCACCGACACCUCCCUCCCGUCAGGCUCCAUUUGGGAUCUGCGCCACCCCGACACGUCUCCCAGCCCCCUGGAGCUGGACCGUGUCCCGGGCGAGACUGGCGAGUUGAGACGGAUGGAGGGACGCUGGCCGCUCCUGACCGCUGCCCCCCUGCUCUGGCGUGGGGCACUUCCCUCUGGUGUGUGUCUGUGCUGGGGCCGAAUUCCACAUCAGUCCCGGCGGGCUUCAGGGGGCACCAGAGGAUGCAGGACACACACACCCACCGGCCCGCUGGCCGCAGGGGGAACCUUUGGUGCUUGUCCUUGAAGGGUCAGGCUGAGCACCUGAGGCUGGUCGCAGUCAUCCCUUGGAUGAAUUCCGCAGGCACAGCCUCGCCCCGCCAGGCCAGGCUCCCCGCUGGGGUGUAAGACGCAGCUCGCAGACCUGGUGUGGCGGGACGCUUCAGACACCGAGCCGAAGCCUUGAGAAGGUGACUGUACUCCCUGUACAGCUGGUGCGGGCGCGGGCCCGGGCGCUCACAUGCUCGUGCUUUGCCUCGGAGCUGCCUCUGGGCCCCUGGUGCCGCCCUCAGGUUCUGCAGCAGAGCAGGGGCGCCCCCCCCCCCAGAGCCACUGAGGGUGGCCACACACAGAUGCCAGCUAGUGCCGUGCCAGGACCUGGAAGGGCGGGAGCCUGACUGCAGAGCCCUGAGCUCACCCCUGGGGCCACACCAUCGUGCUGGACAGGUGGGGAGCCGCGCAGUGCCCAGUGCCCGGCCUGGUGACCCUUCCCGCCCCGUGAACGUGCCAAGCUUUAAAGUGUUCAAGUUCACAAAUCACCUUUCAGCCAGAUGCCCAAAGGCCUGAGCACUGGCCGCGCAGGUGGGAGCUGGGGUUCAGCCCGGCCCCCCGGAAAGGAACCAGAACACUAGGGAUCCAUUGCGAGUCAGCGGUACGGGUGUUUAGGCGCGGUCAGGAGGGAGGAUGUCUGAGGCACCAGCUCACAGCAUGACUGUUCUGGCAAGUUCCGUCCAUGACGGCUGUACGGGGCUCCCCGGGAAAGUGUCAAUAAAGGACUUUCCAGAA